UUUCCUAAUAGCAUUACGCCUUUUGUUUAAAAUUGUGAUCAUAACCACAAAAUGCGCAUGGACGUGGAGUUAACGCGUUGUGCAUCAAGGCUGUUUUUCAGGCAAUUUAGUAAAAAAAUUAGACAAGCUAAGGGUACGACAGAGACCACAAACAUACCAGUAUUUGAAUACCCGGUUGCUAAAGAGAGGGACAGAAGAGUAUAUGCUUGGGGACUUGCUGAAACUGGCGCUUUAGGUAUCAGUGAGCCAAAAACAACAAGGAAGUCAUUGUCUUCUGUGGUUACUCAUCCAACUAGAAUUAGUUUUGCUGAAAAAUAUGAUAUCACAGAUAUAGCUUGCGGCUAUGGCUUUACAUUAUUUGCUGUUAAAUCUAAGACGGUUAAAGUAUUUGGAACUGGCAUUAAUACAGAUUCUCAAAUCGGAUUGCAAACUCAAAGGAAAGAUGGUAUUUUGGAAUUCUUAACCUACCCUGCUCCAAUCUCAUUGCCUUUACUUGAGCCAGAAGUUACGAAUGUGAUCAGUAUCAAAAGUGGCCGUGCUCACAGUAUUAUUCUUACUGAUAGAGAGGGAGCUUUUACUAUAGGAAAUAAUUCUUAUGGCCAAUGUGGUCGCCCUAUUGAUAAAAUUGAGUUAUAUACUGAAAGUAAAGUAUUGCCUUUUUCAAUUCCAAAGGUUGGAAAUGAAGAUAUAGUAUCUAUUCAAUGUGGUCAAGAUCAUAGUAUAUUUAUUAACAAAUGUGGACAAGUGUUUGCUUGUGGCUGGGGAGCAGAUGGUCAGACUGGUUUGGGACAUUACCGGAAUGAAUAUGUUCCUACUCAACUUCUGGGAGAUAUUGCAUCAGAACAUAUUAUUAAAACUGCUGGUACAGCUGACUGCGUUCUGGCUCUGAAUGAUAAAGGUGAUGUUUUUGGAUGGGGAAAUAGUGAAUAUGGGCAAUUAUGCCAGGGAAAUGAAGUACAACAAGUAAAUACUCCUCGGCAUUUACCAUUCUGCCGAAAACUAGGUAAAAUUGUUGACAUUGCAGCAGGAGGAUCAAUGUGUGGUGUAGUUACUGAACAAGGAGAUGUGUUCGUAUGGGGCUUUGGAAUAUUGGGAAAAGGUCCUGAAGUUGAACAUUCUUUUAUUCCAACGCAAAUACCAACUACUGUAUUUGGUAAAAAUGAUUAUAGUCCUAAUGUCUUUGUCACAAGUAUAAACUGUGGUCUAAGCCAUUUUGCAGCUGUGACAAACCAAGGAGAUGUAUAUACUUGGGGUAGAAACAGACAUGCCUGCUUAGGAUUAGGGCAUUACAAUAACCAAUACUUUCCAUUCAAGGUGGCUAUUGGUGCACGAGUUUUAAAAGUUAGUUGUGGCAUAGAUCAUAAUGUAGUUUUAUGUAAACCACAUAUUUAGUUUUAUUAUAUAUACUGUGUAAUGAAUUAUAAAUUUUAAA
Molecule: messenger RNA, 1432 nt
Organism: Ctenocephalides felis (cat flea)
Lineage: Eukaryota; Metazoa; Arthropoda; Insecta; Siphonaptera; Pulicidae
Product: RCC1-like G exchanging factor-like protein
Exons: 6
Coding region: 52-1392 (446 amino acids)
Source: RefSeq, a predicted model, not a curated record